Aureobasidium uvarum is the source of this 322-nucleotide messenger RNA. Lineage: Eukaryota; Fungi; Ascomycota; Dothideomycetes; Dothideales; Saccotheciaceae. The record is from the annotation of a GenBank genome assembly.
AAUGCCAAUCGUACACAUUGUCCUGUUCAAGUUCAAGGAAGACACUGAGCCGGCAGUGGUUAAGGAUAUCUGUGACCGCAUGAUUGGACUCAAAGAUACUUGCAUACACCCUGAUACACAACAAACAUACAUGAAAUCAUAUGGAGGCGGAAAGAAUAACAGCCCCGAGGGAGCCGCAUAUGGAUUUGUCUCUGAAUUUCAGUCAGAGGCCGAUAGAGAUUACUAUCUGAACACGGAUCCUUCUCAUCUCAAGUUUGUGGAAGAUGUCGGAAAGAUUGUUGACAUGGCUACUGUGUUUGACUUUGAGCCUGGCGUUUUGUCG